Molecule: messenger RNA, 541 nt
Organism: Neoarius graeffei (lesser salmon catfish)
Lineage: Eukaryota; Metazoa; Chordata; Actinopteri; Siluriformes; Ariidae
Product: nuclear pore complex protein Nup85-like
Exons: 5
Coding region: 182-541 (119 amino acids)
Biological process (GO): positive regulation of DNA-templated transcription; mRNA export from nucleus; protein import into nucleus
Cellular component (GO): nuclear pore outer ring
Molecular function (GO): structural constituent of nuclear pore
Source: RefSeq, a predicted model, not a curated record
UUUUGGCUCUAACCUGCGGGAGUUCCUGGUGCUGGAGUAGUACGCCUCCGGACUCUUCUCUCAUCACAGUCUGUGGCAGCUGGCGGUGGAUUAUUUCGAUCACUGCCCUGAGUUUGGCCGUGUGUAUCUGGAGCUGCAGAUUGAGAGAGUGCCACUGGAGACGGAGCGCAAAGCGCUGAAGAUGCUCAGGAUCUGUGAACAGAGACAGAUGAAUGAGCAAGUGCACAGUAUCUGUAAGAUCAUGGCUAAAAGGGCUCUCAGUAAUAACAGACUGGGUUCUGCUCUGUCCUGGAGUAUCAGAGCAAAAGAUGCAGCCUUUGCCACCCUCAUCUCUGAGAGGUUUCUGCAGGAUUACUGCACACGUGGCUCAUUUUCUGAUCUGGAUCUUAUCGAUAACCUCAGACCUGCCAUGCUCCUCAGCAACAGACUCACAUUCCUUGGAAAGUACCGAGAAUUCCACCGGCUGUAUGGAGAAAAGUUGUUCACUGAGGCAGCAAAGCUCCUGCUGUCCCUCAUGACGGCAAAGAUAGCUUCUGGAUGA